This is a messenger RNA of Aphidius gifuensis, 1750 nucleotides long. RefSeq names its product zinc finger protein 184-like. The transcript is spliced from 3 exons. Gene Ontology annotation, molecular function: RNA polymerase II cis-regulatory region sequence-specific DNA binding; DNA-binding transcription factor activity; zinc ion binding. Bases 131 to 1750 code for a protein of 539 amino acids. Gene Ontology annotation, biological process: regulation of transcription by RNA polymerase II. Lineage: Eukaryota; Metazoa; Arthropoda; Insecta; Hymenoptera; Braconidae. The record is from RefSeq and is a predicted model, not a curated record. Gene Ontology annotation, cellular component: nucleus.
AUAUUUAAACAAUUCGACAAGUAAAAAAAGUAUAAUUAAUGAUUUAUAUGUCUUGUUGUUUAUGGAGCCAAGCAGAACCAAUUAGUAUCCAGUUGCUUAAUAAAUUUUAUGUGCAGAUUAUCAAUAACAAAUGUUUGUCGUUACCAAAAAAAUUAAUAGUCAAAAUAUUAAGAAAUUAUGCAGAACUUGUUUAAGAGAAGAUGGUGAAAAAAUGAUUUGUCUAUUUGUUGGUCCAGCAGACUCAUCUCUUGCUGCUAAAUUGACAACUUUAUCAUGCUUAGAGAUUUGGCAAGGUGAUGAAUUACCAGAAAAAUUAUGUGAUCGUUGUGUUACACGUGCUGAAUCAGCUUUAUUAUUUAGAGAACAAUGUCGAGCUGCUGACAGAGCACUAAGACAAGCUAUAUCAAAGGAAGGAUAUAAUGAAGAAAUAAAUUUAGAUUGUAAUGAUACAAUAGUUGAUAAAAAUAAUACUUUAACAAAACCAUUUAAAUGUUUUGAUUGUAAUAAAGUAUUUUUAAAUUAUCAUGAAUUAUGUACUCACAGACGAUUGUUGCAUACACUCGCAAAUUCAUCAUUUAUUCAAGACCAAUCAUCAUCAUCAUCGUCAAUUGAAUACAAUCAUAUGAAUAUUGUUGAAACAACAAAUAAUUUUGAAUAUUCAAAAACAGAUAUAACUUGUCCAACAAAAAAUAUAACAUCAACAACUAAAUAUGAAAGACCAUCAUGUGCUUUGUAUUGCUCAUUAUGCAAUCACACAUUUUCAAAUGUCAAUCAAUUGAUGAAUCAUAAAUUAUCUCAUUCAACAAUUCCAAAUAAUAAUAAUAAUAAUAAUAAUGAUAAUUUAAAUAAAGAGAGUAAUUAUCAACAAUCAUCAUUAUCAGUAAAUAAUAAAAAACAUAAAUGUCCUGUUUGUGGUAAAUGUUUUGAUAAAAAAUCAAAACUUUCAACACAUGAAUAUUUACACACCAAUGACAGACCAUUUAAAUGUAUUAAUUGUCCUAAAAAAUAUACAUCGAAAAGUAAAUUAAAUGCUCAUAUGAGAUUACACACAAAAACAAAUAUUUAUCAGUGUAAAAUUUGUGAUAAAGUAUUUUCUUAUCCAUCAUAUUUAAAAGAACACGUAAAAAUUCACAAUCAAAUUGAUAAAAAAUCAAAAAUCAAUAAUAACAAUAAGAAUAUAAACAGUAUAUAUAAAUGCUCAAUAUGUGAUAAAGUUUAUAAAUAUAAAAAAAAUUUAAUACAACAUAUUAAAUUACACAAUGAUGCCAUUGAUGAUGAUGGUGGUAGUACAAAUUUUAAAUUAAGCUGUGAAAUAUGUCAUAAAUUAUUUAGUCAAAAAUAUAAUUUAAAAAUACACAUGAAAAUACAUAGUGGUAUUAAAAAUUACGAGUGUAAAUAUUGUUUUAAAAAAUUUAUUGAAAAGAGUAAUUAUAAUGAACAUUUACGUACACAUACUAAAAUAAAACCAUUUAAUUGUUUAAUAUGUCAUAAAACAUUUACACAAUCAAGUCAUUUAAAAAAUCAUCAAGUUAUACACAAUUCAUCAAGACCAUAUAAAUGUAAAUUAUGUGAUGAUAAAACAUUUAAAUUAUUAUCACACUUGAAUAGACAUACAAGUACAAUACAUAAUUCAUCAUCAUCAUCAUCAUCAUCAUCUUAUAAAUCAUUUAAAUGUUUAAUAUGUAAUGAAUUUUUUACACAAGCAUUUAGUUUAAAACGACAUAAAAAAAAUAAACAUAUUGAUGAUUAA